GUCUAUUUCUAUCCUCAAAGGAGGAUUAAAACAGACAAAUUCUAUUUAUUUUAAUCAAAAAUUAUAUUUAAAUUUCAGUGGCAUAUAUUUACCAAAGUUUCUGUGGAUAUCAGCCUUUUGGUCUGUAGUCUGUAUUCAAUACCCAUUCAAUAACUCUAUUCAGUUGAUACUGAAUAUUCAUUAGUCUAAGCUUAAAAUUCAUAAUUUAUUGGUAAAGAGAAUAAAUAUUAUGUGUGAUUAAUAAGAGCAAAUUUAUUUGGAACUGCAUACUAAAAAAAAAGUCAAGUGCAGAUGGCAUUAGCACCAGUUGGAGUUUCAAGGAUAUCUUUUUUCAAAGUUGCUUCUUAUGAUUUUAAUGGAAACAACUGGGUUUCAAGUAGUUGCUCACUGAAUCCUCGCACAACCGAUGCUACUCGGCUUGCGAUUCUCAAAUCAGGCGCUCCGCGUAAACUUAUAGCCUGUUCAGCUGUUCAAGAAUCAUCCUCUCCUGCAGUUUCUCCUGAGGCAACCGAUGAAAAGACUGAACCGAAACCAGAUGUGAAACCAGCAGCAGCAAAAACAAAGAGUGAAAAGGCGGAAGCGAAACCAGAUGUGAAACCAGCAGCAGGAAAAACAAAGAGUGAAAAGGCGGAAGCGAAACCAGCCGCUGCAAAGCCAAAACCGGCAGCAAAAGCUCCUGCUAAAGCAUUACCUCAGAUGAUGGAAGAAGAUGUCAUUCCUGCCCUCAAAUCAACUCUCGAAGCUCAAGAUGAUAUUACCGAUCUUGAAUUGGUGUUUAACGAUAAUAAAUUGGAAGGUUCAUUCAUGCAGAAGGGCAAACCCUACUUCUUUUGGGCUUUUUUUCCUGAUGGAGUUCUUACAGGUCCAAAGGGAUUCUCUAUUUCCUCUUAUGGUUCAGAAGUGAGCACAGUGGAACCAUUUCUUAUUGAUGAGAAAAAAAUCACCCCAAAACAUGUUGUCUUUUGGGUCGAGAAGCGAUUGGCGGCUCAAGGGAUCAUCCCUGUGUGGGAAAAGAAUUAAUUUGAUGUUUUUCAAUGUUCAAUCUAAUCCAAAUUCAUAGUCUUAUAAAUUUCUUUGUCAAUCAUCAUACAUUCUAUUAAUUUUACUGUAUAAUAUCAAAAAGGAAGUUUAAUUGUGAGCA
Amaranthus tricolor (Joseph's coat) is the source of this 1141-nucleotide messenger RNA. RefSeq lists its product as uncharacterized. Lineage: Eukaryota; Viridiplantae; Streptophyta; Magnoliopsida; Caryophyllales; Amaranthaceae. The coding region runs from base 292 to 1020 and encodes 242 amino acids. The record is from RefSeq and is a predicted model, not a curated record. The transcript is spliced from 6 exons.